AUGGGGUCGUCUUCCUAUGUCGAGCGGGCCUCCCCGCGCCACUCAUCCAAAGACCUAACCUCCACAACCGAUCUGGAAUCAGGCUAUGCCUCAGCAUCGUCGUCGACAGCAGAGUCCACGAGCGAGCUACCCCAAGUGACGCUCACCGCACCACACGUCAAACACCUCAACCAGCAAUUAGAAAAGAUGAACUCCAUGGACCGGCUCCGCUUCGUCAAGAUCUUAUUUCCCAACCUAUACCAAUCAACAGCCUUCGGUCUCACCGGCCUAGUAUCCACAGACAUGCUCUCCAAAAUCGAGAAGGAAUCGCCUGGCUCGUCGCCCGUCGACCUCAUCUUCCUCGACACGCUGUACCACUUCCAGGAAACAUACGACCUGGUCCAAAGAGUCAAGGAUCGGUACCCCAACAUCAAGAUCCACACUUUUAAACCCCACGACGCCAACACCACCGCCGAGUUCGAGGAGCGCUAUGGCGAGAAGCUAUAUGAAACCGCUGCCGAACUAUACGACUGGAUCGCCAAGGUCGAGCCGCAACAGCGCGCGUACGCGGAACUCAACGUAGCUGCUGUCCUGACUGGUCGCCGGCGUUCGCAAGGCGGCGAGCGUGACAAGAUCGGCGUGCUGGAGGUCGACGAGGAGACGGGCAUCGUCAAGAUCAACCCGCUCGUCGACUGGACCUUCGCCCAGGUCAAGCAGUACAUCACCGAGCACAACGUGCCGUAUAACCCGCUCUUAGAUCGCGGGUACAAAUCCGUCGGCGACUGGCACUCGACAUCUCCCGUGUCCGCGGGUGAGGACGAGCGCGCAGGACGCUGGAAGGGCCAAGAGAAGUCCGAGUGCGGCAUCCACAACAAGAAAUCGCGGUACGCGCAGUACCUACAAGAAAUGCAGCGGAAAGCCGAAGAGGAGCGGCUUACCGCGGCGCUCAAGAGUCUUGAGCGGGAGCAGCAGACUGAGGUCACGGUAUGA
Molecule: messenger RNA, 969 nt
Organism: Daldinia vernicosa
Lineage: Eukaryota; Fungi; Ascomycota; Sordariomycetes; Xylariales; Hypoxylaceae
Product: putative PHOSPHOADENOSINE PHOSPHOSULFATE reductase
Exons: 1
Coding region: 1-969 (322 amino acids)
Cellular component (GO): cytoplasm
Molecular function (GO): phosphoadenylyl-sulfate reductase (thioredoxin) activity
Source: RefSeq, a predicted model, not a curated record